Camarhynchus parvulus is the source of this 9380-nucleotide messenger RNA. It is a transcript of the gene MTUS2, whose product is annotated as microtubule associated scaffold protein 2. The record is from RefSeq and is a predicted model, not a curated record. The coding region runs from base 515 to 4720 and encodes 1401 amino acids. Gene Ontology annotation, cellular component: nucleus; cytoplasm. The transcript has 17 exons. Lineage: Eukaryota; Metazoa; Chordata; Aves; Passeriformes; Thraupidae. Gene Ontology annotation, molecular function: microtubule binding.
CGUGUUUAACCUCACCUUCAUUUCUGGAGAAUCAGCUCUAUUUUAAGGUACAGAAGGGGGAUUCUGUUUCCACCCUGGCACUGUCUUCUAAGGCACACUAUCACCAAUGGAAGAAAAACUUGUUUUUCUAGCAUUUUGGGCUUCUGAUGAACAGAGCAAGAGUCUUCCCCAAGGAGCAUCUUCAGCAGAAACGAAAUAGUUGGCUGGAUUAACUGGCUCUCAUUCAGAGGGAACUUGGCAGAUCUAUUUUGCUUUUGUUGAACCUCUCUACAGCACAUCAUAAAGAUUUCCUAGGUCCAGGAGCUGCAGAAAAGACAACUGAGCAGCAGAAAAAUGUGACUCUGAGAAGAGACUUCAAGCCUUCCGAUGAUGAAUUUUCUACUGAUCAGUUCUAACUUAAAUAUAUAACUGAAGCAUGCAUAAAAGUUAACCUGAUAGGGAAAAACACCUUCUCAUUAAUUAGAACUGCCAAAUAAAAAAAAAAAAAAAAAGAGCAGUCACUUGAAGCUUCAAAAUGAGUGCUCCACUAAUUCCAAACAAGUCAUGUUUUUCCCAGCUUCACGACAGCCACGGUGAAAUAAGAAACAACAAUGAAAGCAUAGUGAAUGUUGGGGAUACCAAUGCCAACCAAAUUGUAACAAAAGUUAGAGCCACUGAUGGGGAUGUUAAGAAACAUGAUUUAACAGAUGAGAGUGGGAAUUUGUACUCUGGAGGAACAGAGAAAGUGACUCAUCUGCCUACAGAGCAGAAUAAACUUCUGACCUUCAAAGACUCUCGAACCUGUCACACCAGUGCGCAGGAGAGUAAGCUGCCCUCCACCACAAGCAGGGAAAUGGGGAAAGAUUGCAGGACCAGCGAAGCUAAGGAUAUAUCAAGGCAUAUCAGGAUUAGCCGAGGACAAAGUCUGUCCAAUUUAAAAAGUAGCACAAAUGAUGCCAACCUGGAGGUUGUCUCCAAAGGUAAUAUUGACUUCACCCAGAACAUUCCUAAGGGAAAAAUGUCCAGGACUGUGGAGGUGGAGAGAAUAAAAAGGCUUUCUUUGGGAAGACCAAGUAAAUUUUCUCCUCAGCCUGAAACAUUUGCAAAAGACGGCGUUGGUCGCGUGUCGUGCAAGCGUCUGCUUUCUGCAUCAUUGGACUCCAUUGACAGGUCUCACCACUUAGUAGGAAGUACAGAGAAAUCCCAAAAAACAUCCACGGAUCAUUUUCUUGGGAUGGUGUUUUGUCCACUUGACAAUACCUCAGAGGAAAAGACUGUAUUUUAUUCCACACCGUCUACCUCAGGGAACAAGAAAACAAGUAAACCAGAAAAUGUACCAAAUGUUAGCAUUGAAAGCACAUUGCAUACUUCUCAUUCUCAACAUUCAGCUGUUAAGCUCAAUGAAGUUGCUAGUAAAUCAGAAGCACAAUUAGGUCAGGGUGAUAAAAGCAAAAAACUGGAGCUUAGGACUGCACCAUCUCUACAAUAUAAAAAUACCUGUCCACAAAAGAUAGAGAGAAUUAUGCUGGUAGAGUUCCUGGGAUGUCCAAGAGCUGAAAAUACAGCAGUGCAGGAACAGAAAAGCUCUGGGUCUGACAUGUCAAAAUUUCAAGUAUCCCGUUUUCACGACACCUGUAAUAGAGUAGAGGACCCAUUGUCAAGCCAGAUAGUAACCCAUCCUGAUGAUAAAUUGCAAAAUGAUAACAUCGCCAACAGUAGGGAAGGAAGAGGAAGCAAUGACAGUGACAGCAGGGCAACCAGCCAGGCUGGUGAGGAAUAUUUUACUGAUGAGGAAAUGGAAACAAUAUUUCCACUCACCUGUGGUAGUAAAUCCAGCAUCAAAGUGACACUGAGAAAAAACAAAAAUUUGCAUGAAGUUGACACAGGUUGUGCUGAAACAGUUGGUGAACACAUAUCUCCUAUACAUGAUAUUAAUCCACCUGACAGCAAACCCUUGGAAGUUAAUGAGAAUAAACUGAUGCUAGUCAAAGAAAGCACAGAGGAUGCUGUUGUGCCUGCUUCUGAUCCGUCAGAUCGUCACAGAGCGCGCAGUGCAGAGACAGCGUCAAGCCAACAACCUGACAGUCACAGCAAUGAUGUGGAAACCUCAAAUGUUUCAGUUUCAAGUAAAGAAACAGCUAAUGUAGAGAAACAGCCUCCAGAGGAAGCCCCAGAGAGCUGUAAUAUUCCAACAAAGGCUGAUGUCUUUUUAUGUGUCCCAACUCCUGUGCACCCAAUGGCAACGCCGGAUGUUAAUGGUCAGCCCACACUAUCAAACAGUAAUUUGAAGGACCUUUAUGCACUUCAUGAUGACAAAUUGUCACCCUCCUCAGUCCUACCUCCCACUGACAGCACACAGUUGUUAAACUUAUCCCCUAAAGUGCCUAUCAAGACUGCUUGCAGCAGCGCCAUCCCAAAACCUAUCCUGGUCCACCCCAAGGGCUCCGUCACAGAUAAGGCUGGUGUGGACAGUGACUGCAGUGAAAAGCUGGAAGAAGGCAUUGAGAUGAAGCCUGCCAUCCCCCGGCCCAAACCUGUGAGACCGAAGAUCAUCACGUACAUUAGGAGAAGCCCUCGUUCGAUGGAGCAGCUUGACCCCUUGUUCGCGCCAGCGGGGCUGCCCUUCGACGGCGCCGCAUGCAGCGUGCCCGUCCCUGCCGAGCAGAAGGCGUCCAGCGGAGGGGAGCCAAAGCCCGCCAGUGUCCUCUAUGACAAAUUCAAACCUGACCUCCAGAAGCCAAGGCUCUUUGGUUCUGGACUAGUAGUGUCAGGAAUUAGGCCCCCGGGUCAUCACUUUGGUCCAAUGAACGAGAAGUUUCUGCAGGAGGUUGGGGAAAGGCCUGCAAAAGAUGAAUUUUGCCCUCCAGUGUGCACCCACUAUGAGGUGCCACCAAGCUUUUAUCGAUCUGCCAUGAUCCUGAAGCCACAGCUAGGGCUGGGAGCAGUGUCCAGGUUGCCAUCUGCCAAGAGCAGGAUUCUCAUUGCGAGUCAAAGAUCCUCAGGGAGUUGUCUCCAUCAGCAAGGAGAAAUAACAAGUGCUCCCAGCCUCUACCAUCCUGAUGCUUCAGUUGAUCUUAAGAAAGGAUCAUGUCCAAGUGCUGCAAAAUCAAAUCUCCCCAAACCCUGCCCAUCUGGACUUCGUCCCCCAGGUUAUUCACGGCUGCCAGCAGCUAAGCUGGCUGCAUUUGGGUUUGUCAGGAGCUCAAGUGUGUCGUCUGUCUCUAGCAACCAGUCCAACGACAGCGCUCAGAGUGACCAGAGCAGGACAACUAACCGUUCUGGCUUUGGAAAUGAAGAGCAGACCACCCCUAGGGCACCUGCACCUUCUAAGGAUGCCCCCAAGGGGAGCGGCAAAGGCACGACGCAGGUAUUGAGCAGCACAGCGACUCCACGCAGGAGCUUACUGCCAGCACCAAAAACUGCCGCAGCACCCGCUGGUGUGAAGAAAGAAGUGCAAAAAGAUCAGGAUGCUAGCAGACCAGCUGUCUCAUCCCCUAAGAAAUCAGCAGUAACAACCACCAAACUCCAUUCACCAGGACAUUCCAAGCAAAGGCCAACCACCCCAAAGAAUGGAUUCUCCCCCAAACCAGGAGAGGGGCGAGACACUGAAAAGCAGUUUGUUCAGAAACUGAAGGAAAAGUGUGAUGAGCAGUCCCGGCAAUUGAUCAAUAUCCGAGAUGAGCUUAAAAGGGCCAGCUGUGGCUUUGAUGUCUUUGCUAUAACAACACAGUACUUUUUCAGACAGAAUGAAAAUGCCCUUGUGAAAAUAAAGGAGUUAGGAGUCGAGCUUGAAAAGAUCAGGGAGGAAGUUGAGCUCAACACGGCACGAUGGAAGGAGCUGCAGAGCGAGAAGGAGGAGCUGGAGAGGCGCUUCCAGGAGGAGGGGCAGCAGCUCCGCAGGCAGCAGCAGCAGGAGAUGCAGGCCUUGGAGCAGCGGCUGCAGCAGGAGUACCAAGCCAAGAAGGAGAGCCUGCAGGAGCAGCACAGGCUGCAGCUGGAACAAGCCAAAUUGCAGCAUCAGGAUCAGGUGGAAGAUCUCACAGCUGUACAUGAAGCUGCAAUGUCACAGCUGGAGAAUAACCACAUAGUGGCCAUUACAGUUCUGCAGGAUGAGAAUGACUGCAAGAUUCAAGAACUGAAUACUGCUCACAAGCUGGAAAAGGCACAACUGGAGGAGACUUUUGAGAAGCUGCGUCUGUCACUCCAGGACCAGAUAGACACCCUCACCUUCCAGAAUCAAUCUCUAAAGGCCAAAGCAGACCGGUUUGAAGAGGCUCUGAAGAAAAACACUGAGGAGCAGCUGAAGAUUGUGCGAGCUCCGUAUCUACACUUAGAAAAAGAUCUGAAGAGCUUAAAACAUGUUCUGGAAAUGAAGAACCUCCAGAUUCACCAGCAGGAGAAGAUGAUUAUGGAGCUAGAAAAACAGGUUGAAAAAAAUUUAAAACUGGAAGAAAAAAUCACCAUGCUGCAACAGCAGAAUGAAGAACUCAGAGCCAGGAUUGAGCAAAAUACUGUCAUAACAAGGCAACUGUCAGAGGAGAAUGCAAAUCUUCAAGAAUACGUUGAGAAAGAAGUGGAGGAGAAGAAGAAGCUCAGCAGGACUAACGAGGAGCUGCUCUGGAAGCUGCAGGAGGGAGAUGCCGUGAGCCCCGUCAAGCUCCCACCCUCACCAUCCACUCCUUUCUAUCGCUGCUCAUCAGGGAACUCCUCCCCAGCAAAAGUCAGAACCCUGAGGCGAUGAACAGGCAGCUGUGUGCUGAAGGUUCCCUGCCUUUUAUGCAUUUCCAGUCUGCAAAUUGUUACCAUCCAAGGAAGUACUACCAUCAACAGGCGCCCAGGGUUCAUGGCUGCAAGCAUGCUCAGUAGCUGCAUAGCUUUACACUAGGCAGGGUACUCUUACAGUCCCCACACAGAAAUUCUUGGUUCUGACAUGUUGAUUAGGGUAGCAAAAAAGAUAGCCAAGAACUAGAACAGCAGAAAGUUAGGAUAGCAAAAGGUUUAGUUUGAUGUGUGAACGUUUUAACUAUGGUUAGAGCCAAAAGUUGGGAAAUGCUCUAUUAAUGGUUCAUCAGAAUGAACUUUUGCUGCAGUAUUUCAGGUUAGUUGCAAAUGGUGUGAAUAUUUCUGUAUAUGUGUCUGUGUUUAUAUACAUGUAUGUAUUGUACCUUUAUACCUAUAUAUAGACGCACACACAUAUAUAUGUAGUUGCAGAUGUUCUGAAUUACAUUUUUUAUAUUAUUGGAUACUACUAAGUGCUGAUAUAUUUUCAUUACAGUCAGCAGUUUUCUAACUCGUGCCUAAGACUUGUAUCUAAACAAAAUGCAUUUCUGUUUAGCCUCCCAGGAAUAUUUAUACCCAACCUAGAAGAAAGUUACACAGAAGCAGAAGCGCCUUCCAAAUGACCACCAAGUGGUACUCUAUGUAACAUGAACACCAGCGAAUUUGAAAUUCUAAGACAGUACUGCCUUCAAAACCAUCACCUUUGCAUUGAACACCAGAAAAGAAAAGAUAUGCAUACCAUCCACUGCUUUUUAACUCUUAGCAUUGAUAUUGUAAGUGGAGAUAGGCUAGAGAUGAGAAAACUGAGAGUUUUAGCAAAUUUGGUAGAGGUUACUGGUUAACAUGGUUCAAUUUUAGUGUCUUUAUUUCAAUCCUAGUCAGAUCUUAUCUUGUUUAACCUUGUCGUGGUUAGGAUGCAAUCAAAAUCUCUGGCUGUAGAUUUCUGUCCAUUUUGUUUUAUUUCAAGCCCCAGAAGCAAGAAGGAGAAAAUAAGUUGCUUAUCUUUGCUGGAGGAGAGGUUUCCAAUAGUAAGAUGAGAUACUGGACAUCUGCUAGGGCUCUAGCUUCCUUCCACCUCAAUUGCUAAAUAGAGCAUAGCCAACUUCAUAGGUGCAGAUGAAGUCAGAAUUUCGUUGCUUCCACAUAUCUGCAUUAUUUCACAUUGCUACAGCUUACCCAGAGUUACAGAGCACUUUGAAGAUUCAUGGACAUGAGUGGCUAAACUACCUUUAACUUUCCCAUCUAGAAGCAAAAAUGUUCACUCAGGCUUGGGGGGACCUCCCACCUGAGGGGAUGGUGAGGCUGAGAAGUAGUUGGGACCAGACUGUCUGCAGGGCCUUCAUGGGAAUGGCUAACAAGAUAAAAAUAUCCCUGAGCAUAAUUUUAAAAACAGAGAUCAGUGGGAUGCUUUUCUACCCAGCUUAGGGCAAAGAGCCUGCAUGCAGCCUGCUCUGUGCACUGGGGCCAAAGUUAGCAGCGCAACAGUACCUGGAGAAAAUCCCUGAGGUGCAGGAUGGCUGCAGGGAGGGUGGCUUUCUCACCUGGGUGUGGAGUGGCACCAGCAGGCCCUGCACCCACAGAGGUGGCACUGCACAGCCCUGCCAUCCUGCUAGAGUGGGAGCUGUGCUUCAGCUUUCCUGGGAAAUACUCAGGACUCACAGACUGCAGCUUAGAUACAGCUUCAACCACCAUCAAAGCACCUGUGGCCUGUUCCACAGUGUUAAAAAGAAAGAUGAUUUUUUUUUUCUCCUUUUUAGAGAAAUUUAUUUUUGUAGCAGCUUUUGCAUGGUACUGUGAUACUUAGUAAAUUGAGCAUCUUCUUAGAAUAGAUCACGCCACACCAGCUACUAGGGUUGAAAUGCAUUGCUAGAUUUUAGUGUGUCCAGCAAGUACAACCUGAAAGAUAGAUACCUAGCACGCACAUGCACACAAAGCCCCUUCUUGCCAAGUAUGACUUUAAUAAUUUUGAUAUUUGCUUACUGCACAGCUAUUUGCAACACCUACAGCAUUGUCAUCUUUCAUUCCACCAACAGAAAUCUGAGACAGUGAGAUCACAGACUAAGAGGGUGAUUUGGGUUAGAAGGGAGCUUUAACACUAUCCAGUCCAGCCCCCACUGCCAUGGGCAGGGACACUUUCCACUAGACCAGGUUGCUCAGAGCUUCAUCCAGCCUGGCCUAGAACACUUCUAGGAAUGGGGUAUCCACAACUUCUCUGGGCAACCUAUUCCUACCACUCUCAUUGUAAAAAUUCUUUUCCUUAUAUCCAAUCUAAACCUAUCCUCUUCCAGUUUAAAACUGUUGUCCCUUCUCCUAUCACUACAGACCCUGGUAAAAAGUCUCUCUCCAUUUUUCUUAUAGGUCCCCUUGAGGUUCUGGAAGGCUGCUAAAAGAUCUCCCCUAAGUCUUCUCUUCUCCAGGCUGAGCAACUCCGAGUGUCUCAGCCUGUCUCCAUAGAAGAGGUGCUCCAGCCCUCUAAGAUCUUUGUGGCACUCCUCUUAGACCCACUCCAAGAUGUCCAUGUCCUCCUUAUCCCCAGAGCUGGAUGCAGCACUCCAGACUGGGUGUCACAAGGGCAGAGUAGAAGGGCAGAAUCCCCUCCUUGCCCUGCUGGCCAUGCUGCUUUGGAUGCAGCCCAGGAUACCAGUGACUUUCUGGGCUUUGAGCACCCAUUGUUGGUUCAUGUCCAGCUUCUCAUUCAGCAAUAUUCCCAAGUCCUUCUCAGCAGGGCUGUUUUCAAUCUCUUUACCCCCAGCCUGUAUUCAUACCAAGGGUUGCCCCCCUGACCUAGGUGCAGGACCUUGCACUUGGCCUCGCUGAACCUCGUGAUGUUCACAUGGCCCCACCUCCCAAGCCUGUCCAGAUACCCUUGGAUGGCAUUACCUCCUUCCAGUGUACCAACUGAACCACUCACCUUGGUGUCAAGCCACAGACUUGCUGUGGAUGCACCUGAUCCCACUGUCUGAGUCAUUUAAACUAUUACACAGUAAUAGCUUAAAUAUCGGUCCCAGUACAGACCUCAGAGGGGCACCACUUCUUACUGAUGACCAUUUGGACAUUGAGCUGCUCCAGAUGCAACCAUCCAACCAAUUCCAUAGCCAGCUUCCAUCCAUCAAAGCUGUACCUCCCCAGUUUAGGAUGCUGUGUGGGACUAUGUCAAAGGCCCUGCAGAGUCCAGGUAAAUGACAUCAGUUGCUCAUCCCUCACUCACUGACACAGUCACACCAUUACAGAGGGCCAUCCGAUUAGUCAGAGUGGCUUGUUGGUAGUUUCUAGGAUUCUCCUUUUUACCCUUUGUAAAAAUGGUUGAGAUGAAACAACUGGAGUUGUUAUCUUGAUGCUACUCGAAACUUUAAAUGCACUAAAGCAUAUUACGGGCCCAGGACAGGCUGGCUGAACCUGUUGUAAUUUAUUAAUCUUUCCCCUUUAUACCUGGUGCUUUCCUUAUCACCUUGUUGGUUUAAAAUUAUAUUCAAGAGAUGCUUCCAGCAGUGAAUUGGGAGUGGGGCUUUUAUGGUGGGAAAACUGGGACUGAACCCAGCACCAUCAUCAUUUGUUAUCUUUGCCAAUCCCUUUCCCAUCUAAUUUUUGCCUCCCAAUCCUGCCCCUCACUGGAUUCUUCCUUGGCACAUCCUCUGGGGCGUGCCCAAUCAUGAGCAAAACUGCAGGAACUUCUGCCUAAUCAGAGGGACCCAGCAAACUGUCCCUGUGGUGGGUGUGAAGAGUGGCUCCUUCUGGUGCAAGCCCAGAAAAAGACUUCUUUCCCCAAAAGAGGUUAUUCCUUUUUUAUACUUUUCCUCUGUCCUGUCUUUCUUUGCCUCUGCAUGCUGAAGUAGGUGCAAAAGAAAAGCUCAGGUCACUUGGACAGUGGGAGGAAGGGAGCAGCCCUGAAUGGGGCAGCCAUUCCCAGGGAAUGAAGAUCCCCAGCUGCAGGGCCAAGCUGGGGAGGGGAAGUGUUUGCUUUUGCAGGGCUGGAAACUUCCCAAAUGCUCUGGCCACUGUGGGGACUUUGCCAUUUGGAAAUAGGAUGGCCUUUGGCAGCAGAGGGAAUGUAGCCAACGCUAAGCAGAGUUUCAUCAUCUCUGUCUUUAAGGAAGCUGUUUAAUUUCGUUAAUCUUUACUCAAUGCAGAAGGGUGUAGCAGCAAUAAAACCAGCCCACAAUUGCUCCCAGGGGGUUCCAGAGAUGGGCACUGGGAGCACGUAUCAGCCAUGGGAUGGCAGGAGAGCCAGCAGCGAGUGGGGCAUGGAAAACUCCUUUUUAUUGUGGGAAGGUACCACUGGUCCCUACUGGGACUGCACCUCCAGUGACUGCUGGCACAGAUGGGUUGACUUGAUGCAUAGCAGCAAAGGCUUGUGGUGGUGGCAGGUGGGGGAGGAAAGGAAAAACUAUCAAGUGCAAAAUCAGGUAUUUUGUCUCUGCACUGAUGGUGGUUGUGUCCCAUGGACACUCUGAGGAGCCUCUGUACAGUUUCCCAUGCAGCAGGAGUUCUGUGGUCCCGUUUAUUAUGUGGCUAAUGAUUACAGGAAGAGUUUGUAUUAUUUCAAUUAUGAUGUACAGAUAAGUGUAAUAUAUUCCUGAUAAUAAAUCCGUGCGCCAGUGCACCUGUGGGCUGACGGAUACAAA